Ceutorhynchus assimilis (cabbage seed weevil) is the source of this 468-nucleotide messenger RNA. Lineage: Eukaryota; Metazoa; Arthropoda; Insecta; Coleoptera; Curculionidae. The record is from the annotation of a GenBank genome assembly.
AAAUACAGUUUUUGCGAGACUUGCAAACUGUUGCACUAGUAAUCUAUUCUGUAGUAUAUUGGAUAACUGCUCUUAGCAUUUCAUAGUUUUUAUAUUGUCAUGUCAGGUUUUUGUCAUUAUUUUUAUCAAGGUAUAUUUUUAUUAUAUUCUAUUUCUUUUGUUAUCUUCACUAGUUACUAGCCAUGGUUACUGGUUGUUAGAAAAUAAACUUGGAUAAUUUUCCUAUGAUUAUUCCAGAAAAUCCUCUUUGUUUGAAUUCCCAGUUAUCACAUUUUUGGCGACGAGAGAAAAAAAUAUUAUUGGAUUAUCCUUGCCUUUUCAAGAUGCCGAACGACGCUUACAAUGAUGCUGAGGUUACGGGCACGGCGAAUGUUACUGUGACCGUCUUUGUGAAGAGAAAAUAACAAGAUCUUUGAAGGACAUGGUGGAGAUAGCUUUAGUAAAAGAGUCAGCCCUUAAGGACACAAG